AUGCAACUGAAACAGCUUGCCAUCGCCGGCCUCAUCCCGGGCAUCCCAAUGGUCUCUGCUCUAGUCCGCCGCUCCGGCGACGACUCUAUUGCAGCCACCACCACCGAAGCGCCAACCAAGGCCACCGCGGCCAUUCCGACCCCAACGAUGCCCGGUAUAAUCGACGGCUGCGAGGGCUACGACAAGGUGAUCGAAGGGGACAUCUGCGACACCGUGGCAAAGCGAAACGGCAUAGCCACAUACCAGCUGAAAGCCUGGAACAGCGAAAUCAACUACCUCUGCUCAAACCUCUGGCUCGACUACUACGUCUGUGUCGAUGGACCUGGCGACGAGAUCCCCCUCCCAACGUAUACCCUCACACCACCCGGUCCAGACCGUCCAACCCCCGCGCCAGCCCCCAUCCUCCCCGGCACGGUUGUGAACUGCGAGUUCUACUUUACGAUCGACGCCCGGGAUACGUGCGCCGACAUCUGCGUGCUUGCGGGGAUCACGUUUGAGGAGUUGCAGGCGAUGAACCCGAUUCUUGAUGACCAGUGUUCCAACUUGGUGUCGUGGGUGGGAUACCGGGUCUGUGUUGGGGUUUAG
Molecule: messenger RNA, 585 nt
Organism: Aspergillus mulundensis
Lineage: Eukaryota; Fungi; Ascomycota; Eurotiomycetes; Eurotiales; Aspergillaceae
Product: LysM peptidoglycan-binding domain-containing protein
Exons: 2
Coding region: 1-585 (194 amino acids)
Source: RefSeq, a predicted model, not a curated record